Molecule: messenger RNA, 2724 nt
Organism: Solanum tuberosum (potato)
Lineage: Eukaryota; Viridiplantae; Streptophyta; Magnoliopsida; Solanales; Solanaceae
Product: probable inactive receptor kinase At4g23740
Exons: 3
Coding region: 701-2590 (629 amino acids)
Biological process (GO): protein phosphorylation
Molecular function (GO): protein binding; protein kinase activity; ATP binding
Source: RefSeq, a predicted model, not a curated record
UUUCACCUAAUAAAGCCGUACCCCAAUUAGAUUUUACUAACAUGGGGGACGUGAUUAAGAGUGGUUAAUUUCCUUUCCCUUUUUCGUAAUAGUAAUGUGUGUCUUCCUUUAGUGAAGAGCUUCAAAAAAAUGGCGGAAAUGGUGGAAAAUGCUCUUCUGGUGCUCCCUGCCUUACUGGCACCCACUUCCCCUCUUCUUCUAAAUCCAAGCAAAUUGUUAAAGAAUUGAUUUUGUGUAUUACUGUUAACUUAACUUCUUCAUAUCAUAGUAGUAGUAGUUCCACUUUUGUCUCCACGUGCUUUUCCCACUCUUUUCGCUUCGUUGUUAACCAAAUACAUACAUAUACCCCAUUUCUUUAUUUGCUUUCUUCUUCUUCAAAUUAACUGCCUUUCAAUCAUUUAUUGUCUCUCACCCACUCCCCCCCUUCUUCUCAUUUAAUCAUUGUCUCUCUCUAGCUACUUACUUAAUUCUGCAUUUACUUCCCAUCAUUUUCCUCUUCAUCUACUCCUUCUUUUCAGUUUACUCUACCAAGUGUUUGAUUUUUUGCCUCACUGGUACUUGCUAGUAUACUAUACAGUUUCUGAAUUUUGUGGGGUUUUCCGUUUUCUCCAUUUUGAUGUGAUUUGGCUAUCUGGGUAUUGCUAUUCAGAGAUGAAGGGUGCUGUUACUAGAAGCUGAUGCCUUUGUAGUUUAAGCUCAGAUGAGGAGAAGGAUGGCUACAAAGUUCCUGUUUUUUUCAGUUUUAUUCUGCACAGCUCUGUUCUGGCUAGCAAGUAGUGAACCAUAUGAAGACAAAGAAGCGCUUCUUGAUUUCCUUAAUAAUGUUAAUCAUACCCGAAACCUGAAUUGGGAUGAGAGAACUUCUGCUUGCAGUUCUUGGACUGGAGUCACCUGUAAUCAUGACAAAUCAAGAAUUAUAGCAAUUAGGUUGCCUGGAGUUGGAUUCCGUGGUUCGAUUCCUGGAAACACUCUUAGCCGCUUGUCUGAUCUUCAGAUCUUGAGUUUAAGGUCUAAUAGUUUUAGUGGUAGUUUACCUACUGAUUUUGCUAAACUUGGAAAUCUUACUUCUAUUUAUCUUCAAUCCAAUAACUUUCAAGGUCCAUUGCCUGCUGAUUUUUCUGCUUGGAAAAGCCUUUCGGUUUUGAAUUUGUCAAAUAAUGAUUUUAGUGGGAGUAUACCUUCUUCAAUAUCGAACUUGACUCAUUUGACUGCUCUGGUUCUUGCUAAUAACUCGCUUUCUGGCAGUAUUCCUGAUCUCAAUCUCCCUAGUUUGCAAAUAUUAGAUCUAUCCAACAAUAACUUCACUGGAAGCAUCCCCAAUUCUCUUCAAAGAUUUCCUGGUUCAGCUUUUGCUGGUAACCAGCUUUCUCCUGCAAAUUUUUCACCUUCAUUUCCUCCAGUUCCUCCUCCAAGUGUCCCACCAAAAAAGAAAUCGUUUAAACUCCGUGAACCUGCAAUACUUGGGAUUGUAAUUGGAGGGUGUGUUUUAGGUUUCUUGGUAGUAGCUGCAGUGCUGAUUAUGUGCUUUUCGAAGAAAGAGGGUAAAAGUGGGGCCACAGAGAAAUCAAUCAAGAAAGAAGAUAUAGUCAGGAAGGGAGUUUCCAGCAGUCAGCAUGGAGUAGGGAAUCUCGCAUUCUUUGAGGGUUGUAAUCUUGCAUUUGACCUUGAAGAUCUGUUGAGAGCUUCAGCGGAAGUGCUUGGAAAGGGAACAUUUGGCACUACAUAUAAGGCAGCUUUGGAGGAUUCUACCACAGUUGUGGUGAAGAGAUUGAAGGAGAGUGUGGGAAGAAAAGAUUUUGAGCAACAGAUGGAGGUUGUUGGCAAUAUCAGGCACGAGAAUGUGGCUCCACUGAGGGCAUACUACUAUUCCAAGGAUGAGAAGCUCAUGGUAUAUGAUUUCUACAGCCAAGGGAGUGCAUCUUUGAUGCUGCAUGCAAAGAGGUCUGCUGAUCGAGUUCCUCUGGACUGGGAAACCCGACUACGCAUUGCCAUUGGUGCAGCUAGAGGCAUUGCUCAAAUACAUGGACAGUCUGGGGGAAGGCUUGUCCACGGGAACAUAAAAUCCUCAAACAUAUUCCUCAACUCCCAAGGUUUCGGUUGUAUUUCUGAUCUUGGCUUGGCAACUAUAAUGGGUCCAAUUGCUACACCAAUCGUGAGAGCUGCUGGUUAUCAACCUCCAGAAGUUACAGAUUCAAGAAAAGUAUCUCAAACCACUGAUGUCUACAGCUUUGGCGUCCUAAUACUUGAACUUCUCACUGGAAAGUCACCUACACAUGCCACAGGUACUAGCGACAUUGUCCACUUAGUCAGGUGGGUACAUUCUGUCGUUCGUGAGGAGUGGACUGCUGAAGUAUUCGAUGUGGAGCUUUUGAGGUAUCCAAAUAUAGAAGAAGAAAUGGUAGAGAUGUUACAAAUAGGUUUGACUUGUGUAUCCAGAAUGCCAGAGCAGAGACCAAAAAUGACAGAAGUAGUAAAGAUGGUAGAGGGUGUUAGGAGAGUGAAUACGGGGACUCGAACAUCCACUGAAGCUUCUACACCGAACCUGACACCACCGAUGACUGAAAUAGGGUCGUCUUCCAUUACACACUGAUAUUUCUUUGUUAUUUAGUGAUUAGUUACUGUUCUAUAUGCUCAAUUGUUUCAUUGUUAUAAGUUUUUUCCUCAGACUUCUGUCAAAACAUUAUUUCAGCUACAAAAUUGAAUAGAAAUAUUUACUUGAUCUUA